Messenger RNA from Saprolegnia parasitica CBS 223.65, 1506 nucleotides. RefSeq lists its product as hypothetical. NCBI's taxonomy places the organism in Eukaryota, Oomycota, Saprolegniomycetes, Saprolegniales, Saprolegniaceae. The transcript is spliced from 10 exons. Gene Ontology annotation, molecular function: antiporter activity; xenobiotic transmembrane transporter activity. Gene Ontology annotation, cellular component: membrane. The record is from RefSeq and is a predicted model, not a curated record. Bases 1 to 1506 code for a protein of 501 amino acids. Gene Ontology annotation, biological process: xenobiotic detoxification by transmembrane export across the plasma membrane.
AUGGCGGAUGAAGCCAGGAGCUUGCUCUCGACUGGCGCGUCACAUGCCUACGCCACACCACCCGCCGACUUCAACCAGCUCACCCACCCGUUGGCGACAGGCUUGCCAACGUCCUGCACGCCGACCGACAGCGACAGCGACGUCGAGGCAGCUAUGACCCUCGAGACACCGAUCAAUCCACGUGCUGAGAUUUUCGCUCUCCUCCACUUGGCAGGCCCCAUGUUUGUGACCUUUUUGCUCGAGAUCUUGCCGGGUUUCCUCUCCGUCGUGCUCGUGGGACACAUCAACUCACCGCACACCAAGGAGUUUGUGGACGCAGCCACCAUGUCGACUGUCUUCUUCAACGUCUGCGGCCUCUCGAUCGGCGUCGGUCUCACAACAGCCAUGGACACGCUCUGCUCGCAGUGCGUCGGUGCCGGCAAGGAGCAUCUUCUCGGCAUGUACCUCCAGAGCGGCUUCGUUGUUCUCUCGCUGGCGUAUGUGCCGAUGCUGGUGCUGAAUUGGCACACGACGUACUUUCUCGAAGCCUUGGGGCAAGACCCGAUGGUUGCGACGCUCGCGGGCGACUUUUCCUGCAUCACCAUCUUCUCGCUGCCACUCAUCUUUGUCUACGAGCUUCUCAAGAAGGUGCUUCAGGCUCAGGAAAUCGUGUCGCCCAUGGUUUACAUUGCGGUCCUCAGCAACGCCAUCUUUAUCGCUGUCGGCUAUUACCUUUGCUACGUCACCGACAUUGGAUUCCUCGGCGCCGCUUAUGCUCGCAUUGCGUGCAAUGCUGCAAUGCCGCUCUUCGCACUCCUCUACUUGGCGUGGCACCCCGUGUACAAAUCGUGGUGGCCCACAGACACGUCGGCGGCAAGUCAGUGGCGUGACGCAGUCGCCCACGUUCCCGAAUUCAUUGCACUUGGUGUUCCAGGCAUGCUCAUGAUUCUCAUGGAUUGGUGGGCAUUUGAGAUCCUUGCCUUCAUGGCGGGAUGGCUGCCGUCCCCUGUGCUCUCGCUCAGCGUCCACUCGGUUCUCGUGACGAUUACUGUGCUGGUUUACAGCGUCUACUUUGGCAUCUCGGAGGCGACGACCAUUCGCAUCGGCCUUGCUCUUGGCGCCAACGAGCCCAUGCGUGCGCGCGCCAUUAGCAGUUUGGCCCAACGCAUUGCGUUCGUCGCCGCGAUCUUUGUUGCGGGUUUGUUCGUCCUGACACACAACGUGCUCCCCGCUCUUUUUAUCAAGGACCACGACUCCAUCACAAAGACGCAGCGCGCGUUGUACUUUCUAGCGCUCUUUGAGUUCGUCGACGGCAUGAACUGCGUUGUCCAAGGCAUUCUGCGAGGCAUGGGUCGUCAAUCCAUUGGUGCGUACGUGAACGCGGCUGCGUACUACGGCGUGGGGAUCCCCAUGGCGGCUCUCUUUGGCUUCUACUUCGGGGGCAACGUCUUGGGUCUCUGGGCUGACUGGCGCGUGGUUGCUCGGCGUACAUUUGAUCGCAUGGCUGGCGAGGCAUCCGAGAAGUGA